AUGUUCGCUCAGCCAUUCGAUCAUUCGUUCAAUGACAUCUUCGACCAAUUCGUCAAUGAGGAGUCUUCAGGUGAUGGCAACAAAGAUUCGUUCUCUGGUGACUUUGACCAGCUCUUCCCGCUAUACUCGCUGUCGAGUGACGGUGGCGAUCAUUCCCCCACUGGCUCCACUUCUAAACGCCAUCAAUCACCGCAACCCUGGAGCCAGGAAUGGUCCCUGCAGGACGACGGGGCUGAGUUCGCUUUUCAAGACACCAUCCACCCCUCUGCCAUCUCUGACCUUGAUUUCAAACACUUUGAAACUUCUUCCCUCCCGCCACGAACAAACGGCGUCUCUAACACUUCUCCAUCUACCCCACCGGCUACUCCGCACCGCAAAGCUACCAAGAGUGCUCUCAUUACCCCCAAGUCUAUCCGCCAUCGCGACCCGAAUGAGCGUCGGGCACUUUUGCGCAAGCAAAGUUUCUCACCCAGUUUGAUGCGUUCUUCCAACCUGAACAAAGGAAGAAUGGCAUACCCCGAGCAAUGGGCCCAACGGAUCCAGAAUUUCACUCUGGCCGGCUCUGAUGAUCGACUACCUUUGUCUCCCCCACCCUCGGAUGUUCAGAUUAAGCAUGAACACCUCUCUACCGACAUGCUCCACCACAGGGACUCGGUUGAUAUGCCCCCUUAUUUCUAUCAACGGUCCCCCGCAGUUUCAAUGCCCUCACCUUCCGUUGGUGCGCUUGCACGACACCAGCAACAAUAUAUGAGCCACCCAGGCUCUUCAGCUUUGACAAAUUCAAGCCCUCCUUCUGCAGAUGACAUCUUCUCUUCAUCCCACUCCUCAGAUCCUCAGUCUAUCUCCUCAUGGCAAUCUGACAGCCUUGCGACCUCCAUCUCUUUCACUCCCGACCUGCCAGCCCAUGAUCAAGCUUGGUGGUCUCCCAUGCCCCCCCAAGUCGCACAACAGCAGAACUCUUACCAAAAAAUGGUCUCCUCUCCUAUUCCCCAACGCACCAUGCAGAGCGUUGGAUCUCAAAAUGAUAUGAUGCAAGGCGGCCUGAUGAUCCAGAUGGACACAUUCAACAUGCCGACCGACUCUUCUUACUCCAACAACAUGAUCCCCGACUCUCAAAGAUUCAUGGCGCCUGCCACUGCCCAAGUCACCAACUCCCGCUCUCCUUCAUUAUCUCCCAAGGCUGGCACAUCUCCAAAGAGGGCCAACCACCGCCGCACACACAGCCGCAAGCUCUCAGGUCAGAGCAUGAACGGCCCCAAGUCGGCCAAAAGCACAAGUCCCCGCGGGGCCACCAAAACUGCAAGUGUAUCAUUUGUCAACUUUACCGCCCACGACAGUCAGCGCAUCCUUGGUGGCGUCGCGCCCUCUGGUAGCUCCAAGACAAAGGCCCGUCGGGAGCAAGAGGCCCGUGACAAGCGCCGCAAGCUGAGCGAGGCUGCUCUUAUGGCUGUCCGCAAUGCCGGUGGUGAUGUCGAAGCUCUUGAAGCAGCUUUCUGCUAA
Penicillium odoratum is the source of this 1500-nucleotide messenger RNA. RefSeq names its product developmental regulatory protein WetA (gene wetA). The record is from RefSeq and is a predicted model, not a curated record. NCBI's taxonomy places the organism in Eukaryota, Fungi, Ascomycota, Eurotiomycetes, Eurotiales, Aspergillaceae. The transcript has a single exon. The coding region runs from base 1 to 1500 and encodes 499 amino acids.